AUGUAUCCAAGAGGACUACAUCAAUCACAGCAACGACCGACGAAUGUUUCUAAUUCUAGAAUGCCUGGGGCAAGACCAAUGGUACCAAACCAAAGGAUGCCAAUGUCAGGAGGAACUUUUGAUCAAAACAAAAUACGGUCUCCUGCGUUAGGAGGACCACCAGGAGUUGAUCAACGACAUAAGAUGGCAGACAAAUUGAUCGCCGAUUGUUACUCAAAGAUCAUUAUCGAUAAAAAUGGUAAAAAGUUCACGGAUACAUCAUAUCAAACUCACGUAUCAAUCAAAGAAUACUCAUCUUUUCCCUCACACCCACCUCCAGAUAACUUACCUCCACAAGAGAUCGGCAGCAUAAAAGAUCGUAUUCUCGUAAUAUGCGUGAAGCAUUCAGGCAGAGUACUUAUUCAAAAGGGUAAAUUCAAUAGCACAAAGAAUGUUUUUCAGAUAGGACGUACGUGGGAUAUGGAUGAGCUUAAAACAAUCACAAAAGUGGGCGAUAAUGGCAUAAUUCUAUCGUUGAACAAGGAUUACUAUUGGAAAAUAGAGGAAGGUCUAGAAAGAGUCUGGAAAUUUGCUCGCUUCCUUACAAGCUCAUAUGGAGGUUUUAUGGGUAGAUAUCCAUCAUUGCGUGGGUUUACGCUCCAAGAUUUCAAGUUACCACCUGUCCCGGCUAAGAAGGAGGGAUCACUAGCCAAUCGAAGCCAAACUGCAAGUGCCAAUACAAAUCCAAGUACAAAUGGAAACCACGCUUCUCCACAGAUUGGUGCAAACGAAUUUUAUAAAGGAUUCGAUUUUACCUCAAACGGCAAGUUACCAAUGAAACCAAUGAAAGUGAUGCAAAGUGACCGACCAUCUAAUAGCGACUUGAACAGGGCUUCUCAUGAUUCAGCCAGCAGAAACUCCGAUGAACUGAGAGCGGGAAGUCGUAAAAGAAGCUCCUCUAUUGGAAGUAAGCAUUCUACUACAGAUUCUCAGAGUUUUGUAUUCAAAACUAAGGACAGCUAUCUGCCGGAGAGAAUUCAUGAAUAUAACGAGAUAAACGAAGAAAAAUCAGAAUCAUCCCAAAAAGAUUAUCAUGAAAUGUAUAGGAAGGGCUCAAGUUUUCACAAAGAAAAUUUCGAAACUUUAGAAUCAUCUCCAGCUUUAGGGAUCUCUGAGGACAAGCAAUCGAGCAAUCGAGAAGAGGGAAAAAGAAAAAGCUUUAAAAGUUCGAUAUCUGGGAUACAAGAUUUGAACCAGGAGCUUGGAAUAGAGGAAGUCAGUGACGAUAGCGAGCAAAAUGAGAAAAGUACUCAUUUGCGACCGUUGAGUGGUGAACUGCGAUCGGAGACCGAAGUCAUAGAAGAGUCUACGAAGCUCAGCGUGGAUGAAAGUUUUGAGGAACAAGAGUCGCGGUCUACUAAUAAUGGUGGUAGGCUAGAUAAUAUUGAUUCUUCCAUCCAAGAAAUAGAAGACUUUAUGGAUUCGCAGCUUUAUUUUGGGAACUCCCAUAGUAGAAAAGGUUCUGUUUUAUCUAAAAAAGCAUCUUUCCCUGAAUCAAUAGAUAGCGUACCUAGCUUAAGACCUUCGAAAAGCGCCAAUACAGAUGAGACUUUCGACAGUUUUGACAACAAAUCCCUUGUUAAAGGUAAUGCUCCUUUAGAAGCAAAUUUUAUGGCCAAUAAUGAUGUCAUUGGUGCUUCCAAAGAUCCUGAGCUCGAAGAAUUUUUGGAUGAUGUUGGCUGGACUUUAUCAGACGAUAGCUCUUCAUUGCUCAAGAAAUUACUGAAAGAAAGAAAUAAAGUGAAGCAUCAAAACAUAAGAGAACUCAUCAACUUGGAUUUCAGGGAAGAGUCAGAAUCAAACGAUUUUGCUAUUUCAUUAAGUGAAGUUGAAAGUUUAGGUCAUAUUUUUAAGAAAAUGGAAAUAGACUUCAGGCUUUUGUCUUCCGAUGUCAACCUAAUCGAGAAUAAUUCAAAAGGAUUGCAGGUUAAAUCUGUAAAUAAAAAAUUGCUAUAUAAUGACUUGAAAAAUAUCCUAGGCAAAGUGAGCAUUGGAUCUGAAGAUUUGCAUUCUAUAGAAUCAUUUAAUGAGUUUGAUAGGCUCGGAAAAUUGGAAGGCUUAGAACAAAAGCUCGUGGAGCUAUUUAAUGCGCUAAGUACCAUUCAAGAGGAUUCAUUAGAACCUGAUGAUGACUUGAGUUCAAUGAGUGCCUUGAAGCAGUAUUGUAUUAAAUACGAGAAUGUUGCAAGGAGAUUUGUUCGUCAUUUCGUGUCUUUUUUCACAUCACAGUUUGAUUUAUUGAUUAAAGAGUUCUCUGAAGAUGUCGAUAAAUUUUAUCCCUCUGCCGCCUUUCGUGAACUAAACAACUUAUUGAUCUAUUCAUCGUUUACAUACUUCAUGAAAGGAGUAUCUGCGGACGAGUUUCAGUCUUUAAGCUCGCAUGUCAAUAAGCUGAUAAGUAUAUUUUUGGAAAGUCUUAUCAAGCAUAAAGUUAAAAAUAUAAAUUCUACAUUGCAUCUGCUGGCUUCUUUUGUCAGCCAAAAAGUUGAAAACUCGCUUCAUGAGCGGUCUCGUUCUUUGAGAUUCAGCAGGCGGGAGAAGCAUCUCGGAAGAGCAACAUCUAGUGGUAGUGAACGUGGCAAAAGCAAUAAUGAAACUUCCUCAGGAAGUCAACUCUAUAAAAGUUCAAAUAUCGAUGAUCCUAGGAUAGUGGUUUCAUUGGUUGAAGAUACGAAAAAUCUAAUCUGGCUUUUUCAGUACUUUAUUGGAAGCUUCUUUCACUUUAACACCACAACCUUGGAUUUUAUCGAUUAUUUAGAGCUUUAUUCGUUUCUGGAAAGAAGAAAAAUACUUGACAUCCCUUCGGUUGAUAAAGUCGAUCAAAAAUCUUACUCAGAAAAUAUGAUCACUACUAUGAACCUGGUCUUUGGAUCAUAUAUUAAUAUUUUCAUGAAGAAAGUAACACCAGCUGAAACUAAUAUUCCAUCAUUAUUGGUAUAUUUAGAUGAUCUCGUUGAAAAGUAUCAAAAUUCAAACCAAGAAUUCUUAGUUUUCAACUUUUUGAAAAAAGUCAUCGAGAAAUUCAAGACACUCUGGCAAAAGUUUAUGGACUCUCAAAUAGAUAUCUUGAACAAGUCAACAAUAAUUGCAAAAUGCGGAAUUUUGCCAGGCGUUAAAAAUAUAAGUCAAUUGCUUUUGGCAACAGAAUCGUCUUUGGAAAAGGUGACUGUGAAUGAGGAUGUGAAUGUAUUAAUGAGAAAAUCAUAUCAGGAAAUCUCAAUUGCCGCUUCCCAUUUGUUCAUGCGAGAUGAUCCUCUAUUAAAGAGUCACGAUUUCGAUGAUAAAGAAAGAGAGCACAGAAAUGUAAGUGUAAUUCAAAAUGUCUUCUUUCUUUUAGAGCAACUCAGUGUGACAAAUAAUGACAAUACAAGUGAAUUACAAACAAAAUUAGAGCAAAUUUUCCAAAAGUUUAAAGAAAGCUAUUUUCAAAGGUUAUUACACAAGAACAUAGGGAAGAUGGUUGAAUUUGUUGACAAUUAUGAGGCUCUUGACAAAUUAAAUAGUGGAAAACCGAAGAAAUAUAAUAAAAAAUACGUCAAGACUUUAUUAGCAAAUUAUUCCCAGAAGGAUAUUUCUUUGAAAGCACUGGAAAUUUACAAGAAGCUUGAAAAGCAUUAUAUUAAUGGUAACGAUAUGUUUGAAAAAGAUUUACUUGAUAGUUUAUGGUCUGAUAUGGAACAACAGUUUAUCAGCUAUUUUACUAGAUUGAACAACAUCCUUCGAAGCAACUUUGACAAAGAUAUUGAUAUUAAUAUUUCGUCAUCUGAGAUUCACACAAUAUUCAAGUCGAUACAUUAA
This is a messenger RNA of Priceomyces carsonii, 3837 nucleotides long. RefSeq names its product GTP-Rho binding exocyst subunit (gene SEC3). The record is from RefSeq and is a predicted model, not a curated record. Gene Ontology annotation, cellular component: exocyst; plasma membrane. NCBI's taxonomy places the organism in Eukaryota, Fungi, Ascomycota, Pichiomycetes, Serinales, Debaryomycetaceae. The transcript has a single exon. Gene Ontology annotation, molecular function: phosphatidylinositol-4,5-bisphosphate binding. Gene Ontology annotation, biological process: Golgi to plasma membrane transport; exocytosis. The coding region runs from base 1 to 3837 and encodes 1278 amino acids.